Colletotrichum orchidophilum is the source of this 1431-nucleotide messenger RNA. Its product is annotated as pantothenate transporter liz1. Lineage: Eukaryota; Fungi; Ascomycota; Sordariomycetes; Glomerellales; Glomerellaceae. Gene Ontology annotation, cellular component: membrane. The coding region runs from base 1 to 1431 and encodes 476 amino acids. The record is from RefSeq and is a predicted model, not a curated record. Gene Ontology annotation, biological process: transmembrane transport. The transcript is spliced from 9 exons. Gene Ontology annotation, molecular function: transmembrane transporter activity.
AUGGAUUCUGAGAACGGAUCAAGGAGAGGCGAGGGCAAGAUUCUUGAGCCUCAAGAAAUCUCAUCAUCAAAAUGGGACCUGCUUCAAGGUGUCAUAUGGGACGGCCCCCGACCAAAAGAAGAGCAACGCCUCGUGCAACGCCUUGACUUCUUUGUGCUAAGCUGGGCUACUUUCGGUUAUUUCGUCAGACUGCUGGACUCAAGCAACAUCACCAAUGCGUAUGUUAGUGGUAUGAAGGAGGACUUGGAUUUUCAAGGCAAUGAGUACAACCUGCUUCAAACUUUCUUUACAUGCGGCUAUCUAGUUGGCCAAAUUCCUUCGCAAUUUUUGCUCACUCGCAUUCGGCCUUCAAUUUACUUACCCAUGGCUGAACUUCUCUGGACCAUUGUCACCUUUUGUUUUGCUGCCGUUCAAGACGUCCGUCAGGUUUUCGCCUUGAGGUUCCUGCUAGGAUUUCUAGAGAGCCCUUUCGCAGUUGGCGUUUUGACCAUCAUGGGGAGCUGGUACACGCCUCGAGAGCUGUCGAAACGCAUCUCAAUUUUCUACUCGGCCAGCUACGCCGCAAGCAUGUUCAGCGGAUAUCUCCAGGCCGCAAUUUAUAAAGGCCUCAAUGGAACCAGCGACCUUCCCGGCUGGCGGUGGCUUUUCAUUUUCUGUGGUUUAAUAUCGAUCUGGGCUCCCAUCUGGGGAUUCUUUGCUGUUCCUGAUAACCCUCAUAUCACAAGAGCUCGUUGGAUGCGUCAGGGUGAGCAGGCUAGGCACAUCAUGCGCAUGGAAGCUAUCGAUCGGCGUAAACCUGAACCUUUGACGAAAGCCAGAGUCUUGGCUAUUUUCACGAACUGGCCCAUUUAUGUCUUUACUUUUGCGUUGAUUUGCCAUUGUGUUGUCACACAACCCCUCAACUACUUCUCAGUCUGGCUGAAGUCUUUGAACCGUUUCACAGUCUACCAGAUCAACCUCUUUCCUACCGCAGCACAAGCCGUCGGCUUAGUGACUACUUUGCUCUAUGCCUGGGUAUCUGAUGGACUGGGAAUGAGAUGGCAGAUCUUGCUGGUGCCAGCUAUGAUCAAUUUGAUCGGCAUGGCCAUGGUAGCUGCUGAGGCUAGCUAUGCAUUGACGUUUGUCGGAUACGUCAUCAAUGCCGCUUCUUGGGGCUUCUGGCCAGUUCUAUACGCAUGGGCUAUCGAGAUCAUGCACAAAAAUAUGGAGGAACGCGCGAUUGUCAUUGGAGUCGCCCAAACUCUAGGCCAAGCCUUUAUCGCAUGGGUUCCAGUGGUAAUCCUUGAUGUGGGAAAAUACGCGCCUUCCUUCCACAUGGGUUUCUCUGUCAUGUGCGGAGUGAGUGUUUUAGAGCUUUCAAGUAUCUUCUUGAUCAGAUACUUCGAGAAGCGGGAGGAGGCGAAGAUCGAGCAGGCAUCCACCAGCGAGUGA